AUGAAAGAAAGUGUGUUUGGUUGGUCAACCCUACGUCACAAACACCACCCAUCACCUCCACCAUCUACCACCACCUGCGUCAUAACCCGCCACCACCACCACCGUCCUCCGCCGCCACCGUCGCCCACCGCCACCGCCAUCGACUACCAUCAUUGCCACCCGCUAUCGCAAACCACCGCCACCCUAACCACUACCGUCACCCUCCGCCGACCACCACCACCAUCCUCCGCUACCACCACCCGCUACCGUCGACCACCACCACCCAUCGUCGUCGCCGCUACCACCAUCGACCACCAUCGCCGCCACCCGCAACCACGGACAACCACCACCCCGACCACUACCACCACCCUCCGCCGACCACCACCACCAUCCUCCGCGGCCACCACUCGCUACCGUCAACCACCACCACCACCUACCAUCAUCGCCACUACCAUCGCCGCCACCUGCCACCACAGACCACCGCCAACCCCGACCAUCGCCGCCGCCACCGCUAACAACCGUCACCCACCGACCACCGCCACCCACCACUGCUACCACCGACCACCGCCACCCAUCGCUGCCACCGCCACUAGCCGCCACCGAUCACCGCCACCACCCAUCACCGAUUUAAUUCAUUCCUCAUUUCGUACCUACCAAACAACACAAUGUAAUGAUUUAUUCCUUUCUUGCAUGGUAACCAAACAAGACUAUGGAAUGUGA
Helianthus annuus (common sunflower) is the source of this 699-nucleotide messenger RNA. Its product is annotated as extensin-like. The record is from RefSeq and is a predicted model, not a curated record. The coding region runs from base 1 to 699 and encodes 232 amino acids. Lineage: Eukaryota; Viridiplantae; Streptophyta; Magnoliopsida; Asterales; Asteraceae. The transcript is spliced from 2 exons.